Molecule: messenger RNA, 4070 nt
Organism: Homalodisca vitripennis (glassy-winged sharpshooter)
Lineage: Eukaryota; Metazoa; Arthropoda; Insecta; Hemiptera; Cicadellidae
Product: mediator of RNA polymerase II transcription subunit 12-like
Exons: 13
Coding region: 31-3912 (1293 amino acids)
Biological process (GO): protein ubiquitination
Molecular function (GO): ubiquitin protein ligase activity
Source: RefSeq, a predicted model, not a curated record
UGAUGAGUAAGUUGUAAUUAUUGCUUAGUGAUGGUGAUUACAAUAUAUAACAUAUUGAAACCAAAGUGUGGCAUUGCAGGUGGUUUGGACAACAGCCGAGAUAACCGUGAGACUCGUAGUGAACUCAACAAGAAUCUUCACUCUGAAUCUCCCUUCUCUAGAUCUUCUUUCUCCAAUAGGAAAGAAGAGUCGAUCAUGUCUGAACUCGGCAAGCGAAACGGAAUGGACCUUGAUCACUUUCUAGAAAAGAAUUCUGAGCUAGGAUUAAUAAUGAAACAACAACAGGCAGCACAACAAGCAAAGCAAGCUCAACAGCAACUUCAACAAAAAUUACAGCAACAGCUUGCUCAAGAAGCACAGCAACACCAACAACAAAUGCAACAGCAGCAGCAACAGCAACAGCAGCAGCAGCAGCAACAAACUCAGCAGCAGCAGUCCUUACAACAGCAGCAAUCUCAUCAAAUCCAACACCAAGAGCAACAAUUACAACAGCAACACCAAAUGCAACAUCUUCAGGACCAACAAAACCACCAAAAGCAUCAGCAACUCCUACAACAACAGCAGCAAUCCCACUCUCAACAACAACAAAUACAUCAGCAAGAUCAACAUAUGUUAUUACAACAAACACAGCAAAAACAACAGAUCAAUACUCAAAAUCCUUCUCAACAACUAAAUUCCAAUCUACACCAACAAAGCAAUCAGCAAACGAACCACCAGCAGCAAAAUUCUCAUAUACAGCAACAGACCUUAGAUAACCUUACAAAUUAUCAUAGCAAAAGCCAAAUGGACCAUGUUUCUAGCUUACAACAAGAACGGCAACAAUGGGAUCGAUUAAACAGUCAUUCUUUUGCGUCUAAUAAGGAGUAUGGUCAAGAUCAUUUAUAUCACCAAAAACUGCAACAGGAGAGAAUGCAGGAGCAAGAAUAUUCAAUAGAGCAAAAGCAAUUUUUACAAAGAUCCCAUGAAUUUUCGAACAACCCAUUUCAUCGUGGGAAACCUAAGCUUCAUGAGUUUCAGGGUGACUACUUAGAUGAUCUAGGGAGCAAGCUAAAUCCACUGAACUUCCAAAAGAACCAACAACAACAGCAGCAGCAGCAUCAACAACAACAACAACAACAAGGCAAUGCAUCCCAGAACAAACCAGCUGCAGGAACCAUCAGCGGGAUGUUGGCUGACUUCAGUCGAGCAUUGGGUUUGGGAGGAAAUUCACCAUCAAGACCGUCACCUACGGAGGAACGAUUAGAUUCUGAUCAGAAUCAACAAGGGUCAUCACAGCAAUACUCUCAAGAUUAUCAAUUCAACAAAGAUGCACAAUUACAACUCCAACAACAACCUCUCAGGCCUACCGACCAAUUCUAUAAAUCUAAUCUCCAACAAGGGACUCAGUUACAGCACACAAACCAAGUUCUGGACUUCCAAACAAAUCAGCAAUAUCCUCUCCCAGGACAGCAAAUGCAAUCUCUUCAACAGCAGCAAUACCUUAGAAUGCAGCAACACCUACCUCUAGACCAGCAGCAACAGGCACAGCAGCAGACAAUACAGCAACAACAAUUUCAACAACAUCAACUUAUACAACAAGAACAACAGCUUCAACAACAACAAAAGAACCAACAACAAUUGCAACAGCAGCAACAACAACAGCAACAACAUCUUCAUUUGUUAGUACAACAGCAGCAACAAUUACUUAUGCAGCAGCAAAGACAUAAACAACAUCUUGACCAGACUGAUGGUGCUCUUCAACAAACUCAGUUUGGUUUGCAAAAAAUACAACAAGAAUAUCAUCCGAUUUUCGCUCAAAAUCUCACUCCUCAACAGCAGCAAAUGUACCAACAGCACAUGCAACUUCAACACCAUGCACAACACCUAAAGAAAAUUAGAAGAUCUCUUCCUAACUCCUCUUCAACCAUGGACCCAACGCUUCAGCAAGGGCAGUUACAAAAACAGAAAGAAGUCAAUGUAAAUAUAUUGGGUGGUGGAAGUACGUUGGGAGCUAGCAUAGGUCUGCAGCAGAUGGGUGCAGCGGCAGCACAAUACGGGGUUCCUAUACAGUUGUUGGGCAACCAGCUGAUGGCCAGCAGUUUACUAAGCGCGGAUUCAAUGAAACUGGGCAACCAAAACCGCCUGAGCACUACAUCAAGCCAACCCAUCAUGCCCAGUAGCAUAAUGGCCGCCGGACUGGUGCAUUCGUCUAUUCCAGGAGGAACACCAAUAGCCACUCCCCAGAGCACACCGGUGGGCACUCCUAGAGGCCCCCGAGACACUGGGGGAGACUCGUCUGACACCCUGAGUGAAACUGACUCUCAGAAGUCUUUACGUAUGAGGAGGAAACUACCCGCCAUCCCUCCAGACCAAGAGGCAGCUCCACUCCCUACUAGCAAGAAAAGAGACCGUAAUAAGAAUGCGAAAGCAGCUCAAGAUCGCUUCAGGACAUACUCACCUUUGAGACAAUACACAUCUGACAGCGGCUACCCUAUAGGUUUGUCCAACCUCAUGCUACAGAGGCCUAGUGCCAGCGAAACCAACCUGCGCAAGGUCUCCAUGGGUGUGGACGCGGUUCCUCGUCCGGGCUCCGCAUUAGGAUUACUGCAAGCAUCGAGUGUAGUAAGCAGUUCUGGAGUCCGAAUACCAACCGACUACACUCGAGAUUUUGAUAGAGGAAACCCCCCUUUGGCUGAUUUGGUCUCCUGCCUACCUCCAGACCUCAGGCAUCUCCUUGGCUCGUACAAGUCCUCUGACACCACAUCCUAUAGUAAACAGCUGCCAGUGACGCGUGCACUGCAGGAUGAACUGAAGUUGUCCGCCGCUGAUCGAAGACUACUUGGUCACCUACCUUCUCUAGACCGGGACGAUCGACUCUUAUUAGACCGCAGCAAGGAUGCUCUCAGAAACCAAAAAAACAGGUUAGAACUUCAACGGAAGAUGGUCUACUCUGGCCUAGGAAGAUCCCGUAAAAUUCGGACACAUCGAAGACAGCUUUCUGACCCUAAAAUUCAUUUAGACAUUCAUCCUGGGAAAGAGGAUAGCAGCUUAGAAAACGAAUAUGGAAGAGGUUAUUUAGGAUUCACUCACCCCUCUCUAAGACCACCUUACAAAUCGUAUGAGUAUGAAUCGAUAGACGAUGGGAAGCGAGCGGAGUGGGACCCGUCCCAGUCAUACCUAGCAUCAUCGUACGCAGUAGCGGGAGGUGCUCUGAGAGAGACAGCUAUAAACAGUGUGCUCGACAACGGUCAUCACUUCACAGACCACAACAGGUACGAUGUACGUCGCUACAGUGAUGGACUGGAUAUGCGCCGGCGAGAUGUGAAUAAGGCGUUACGUAAACCCCGCUCUUGGCAGCCUUCCCCCUACGGCAGUGAUGAAGAUGAUGACCAGCUGACAAGAGAGGAAAAGAAAGCAAAAAUCAAAGCUGAGAUAGCACGACGCCGUCAACAGAUAGAGGAAAAUGCACGGUUGCACGAGGAGUUGCUGAGGUUGGCACGACUCCGGGAGAGUGCAGAGCUGGGAUUCACACCUGGUGGCCACUCAGGAGGUGGUUAUGCUAUCUCCAGUGUCCUAAAGUCCAUCGAUGACCUGCUGCUCUCAGGCCGUGCUAAAGGCGACGAAUUGUAUGAUACUCGUAACAGGUUGUCACGACGCACUCCUGAAGAUAGAUCCAUGGAUCGCAUCGCUUCCACAUUCCGAACUGACGACUAUACUUGUGGUGUGUAUGAACGCUUAACCGACUUCUCUCCCCUCACUGACUUCAGUACCCCCCAUGCCAUGCCACUUCUUCCAGAUAUGCCCACACGCUCCCGUAAACUCCUUGAGGAUUUGGGCAGCUCCCCCAUUACUGACUCUGUACGAACUCUUCCUCAAAAAGGUAAUCUUUUAUUCAUCUUUAGAAACAUAAAGAAAUUAUUCAUGCAUUUUUAGAACAUUGCAUGGUAAGGUAAAUAAGCUUACACUUGAAUCACAAUACUUCAGGUGAUGUCCUUUAUCUGAAUUUCUUCUUCACCACCCAGUUUUGCUUGUCUAAUUAUUUUAUCACUUGAUUAAGGGUUUACUGAACCUUUUAGUUCUUGCACAUAUUU